GCACAAUGAUACGGAUUGCACAAUAUUCAGACAUUUCAUUCUGCCACUAAUAAGUCUGAAAUGGGCGAUCACUUCGAUUAAAUCGGAAUUAAUCGUGUUUCCUUGGUAUCACAGAUAAGGAACAAAAGCUUCCAAGGUCAAGAUCCUCAUCAAAUAGCCAUAAGUAUAAAUCAGACUCCAGUAAAGACACAGUUCCUUCCAAUAUUUCAAGUGAAACUUUCGGUCUUUCAUUUGACCAACAAGGUACUUGAAGUAAUUUCACUGAAGAUGAACAAGAACGACGUUGGAAUAUCGCAGCAGACAUUAGUUUCCAAUAUCGAAACUGGAAAUGUACCGGCCAAAAGGUUGCCUCAGUAUAUAGCCAUGUUGUCAGUCAUUCUUGGCGGUAUAGCAGUCGGCACGACAGUAGGCUGGACUUCGUCUGCCGGUGAUGGUGGAAGAAAAUUACAAGACGUAUAUCAAAUAGAAAUUUCUGAAGAUCAAUUUUCAUGGAUCAGUUCCUUAACUACACUUGGAGGUGGAGUGGCAUGCCUUCCUACUGGGGUUCUUACUAAAAUCAUAGGAAGAAAAAUGUCAAUGAUGUUGACAAUAAUACCCUUCACCAUAGCUUGGCUGCUUAUUAUUUUUGCUAACUCCGUACUCAUGUUUUGUAUUGGUAGAUUCAUUAUUGGCCUCAGCGCUGGAGCAUUUUGUGUAGCCGCACCUAUGUACUCGGCAGAAAUUGCAGAGAACCAGAUUCGUGGUGCUCUGGGAUCUUAUGUUCCACUGUCUUUCAGUAUAGGCAUUCUAGUAUCUUAUAUUUUGGCAACUUUUGUAAACAUACGCGUAAUGUCUAUUAUAUGCGCCACCGUACCGUUCAUAUUCUUGGGAAUAUUCAUGUUUAUGCCAGAAUCGCCUACUUAUUAUUUGCAAAAAGGUGACGAUGACUCUGCAAGAAAAAGUUUGAUCAAAUUACGAGGCAGGCAGUAUAACGUAGAGAAUGAACUACAAGAGCAACGAGAGGCACUAGAAGAAAAUGCUAAAAUGGCAGCGUCGUUUUUCACCGUACUCAAAUCUAAAGCUACCGUGAAAGCUUGUAUAAUUUCUUAUGGCCUCGUGUUCUUUCAACAGCUAUGUGGUAUAAACGCUAUUUCAUUUUAUGCCAGCGGUAUUUUUGAAAGGACUGGUGUUGAUUUAGAUCCUAAUGUUGCCACUAUUAUUAUAGGUGUGAUACAAAUACUAGCUGGGCUUAUGAACACAUUCACUGUAGACUAUUUAGGUAGGAAAAUAUUGUUGAUAGGGUCUGCCAUAUUUAUGGUUGUAGGAAUGUUUGCUCUUGGUUUAUACUUCUACCUUUAUGACCAUAAGAAUGAUGUUAGUUCGAUUGGAUGGUUACCUUUAUUAUCUAUAUGUAUCUUCAUUAUUGCAUUUAAUAUUGGCUUCGGACCUGCUCCAUGGAUUGUUCUUGGUGAAGUUUUUGCACCGGAAGUAAGAGGCGUAGCUGCAAGUAGUGCUGUGCUGUUGACCUGGUUCUUCACUUUUUUUGUAACUAAAUUCUUCAGUAAUUUAAACAGCGCUAUGGGCACUGGUCCUACAUUUUGGUUCUUUGGUGCAAUGAGUGCUAUUGCAGUUGUCUUUGUAUGUUUUGUAGUUCCUGAAACAAAAGGCAAGUCUUUGAUAGACAUUCAGAAAGAUCUGAAAAAUUCAUGAGUAUCGUUAAACUUUGCGGAUGAAAUGUGAGUUAAAAAUUUUAA
Megachile rotundata (alfalfa leafcutting bee) is the source of this 1733-nucleotide messenger RNA. Its product is annotated as facilitated trehalose transporter Tret1 pseudogene. The record is from RefSeq and is a predicted model, not a curated record. Lineage: Eukaryota; Metazoa; Arthropoda; Insecta; Hymenoptera; Megachilidae.